Messenger RNA from Cololabis saira (Pacific saury), 3482 nucleotides. RefSeq names its product VPS26, retromer complex component A (gene vps26a). The transcript is spliced from 9 exons. Gene Ontology annotation, biological process: intracellular protein transport; retrograde transport, endosome to Golgi. The record is from RefSeq and is a predicted model, not a curated record. Bases 85 to 1071 code for a protein of 328 amino acids. Gene Ontology annotation, cellular component: retromer complex; endosome. NCBI's taxonomy places the organism in Eukaryota, Metazoa, Chordata, Actinopteri, Beloniformes, Belonidae.
CAUGACUCGGAGCCUCGUUACCAGCAGACUGGCUAAGCGGAGCUAGCUGUUAGCUUCAACUGUCAAGACGGCGAGACUGUCAAGAUGAGUUUCCUGGGAGGUUUGUUUGGGCCCGUGUGUGAGAUAGAUGUACUGCUGAAUGAUGCUGAGAACAGAAAGACAGCUGAAUUGAAGACAGAAGAUGGCAAAGUGGAGAAACACUACCUGUUCUAUGAUGGAGAAUCGGUCUCUGGGAAGGUGAAUCUCAAUGUGAAGCAGGGAGGAAAGCGGGUGGAACAUCAGGGCAUCCGCAUCGAGUUUGUUGGGCAGAUAGAGCUCUUCUCUGAUAAGAGCAACACCCAUGAGUUUGUGGAUUUGGUCAAAGAGCUUGCUUUACCUGGAGAACUCACCCAGAACAGAAGCUAUGACUUUGAGUUCAUGCAGGUGGAGAAGCCCUAUGAGUCCUACACCGGAGCGAAUGUCAGGCUAAGAUAUUUCCUCAGGGUGACAAUAGUUCGUCGUUUGUCCGACUUGGUGAAGGAAUACGAGUUAAUUGUCCACCAGUUAGCUACCUACCCAGACGUUAACAACUCAAUCAAGAUGGAAGUCGGUAUAGAAGACUGUCUACACAUCGAGUUUGAAUAUAAUAAGUCCAAAUACCAUUUGAAGGAUGUGAUUGUCGGGAAGAUUUACUUCCUGCUGGUCAGGAUCAAGAUCCAACACAUGGAGCUGCAGCUGAUCAAAAAGGAGAUAACAGGCAUAGGUCCCAGUACAACAACAGAGACGGAAACGGUUGCAAAAUACGAGAUCAUGGAUGGUGCUCCAGUAAAAGGUGAAUCCAUUCCCAUCAGACUCUUCCUGGCAGGCUAUGACUUGACACCCACAAUGAGGGAUGUCAACAAGAAGUUCUCUGUGCGCUACUUCCUCAAUCUGGUGCUGGUGGACGAAGAGGACAGAAGAUACUUUAAACAACAGGAGAUUGUUUUGUGGAGAAAGGCUCCCGAGAAGCUGAGGAAAAGAAACUUCCACCAGCGCUACGAGUCACCUGAACCCCGGAACCUGACGGUUAGCGCAGAGCAGCCAGAGAUGUGAGCAUCAGGCGAUGAACUGAAACUAUACACAGACACAUCACAGCCCUUCACUGCUGAACAGCAGAGGGGUGAGGGCUGCCCCACUGUCUCUGCGGACUAAGAAAUGUCUGUAAACAUCAAUACACAUACCUUUCACUCAGCCUCCCUCUCCACCACAACUUUACAGCUUUGGAUGUGAGCUGCCUGCCAUCGCUCUCUAGCCCUGGACUGAAAUGCACUUGCGUACAGCUGUAUACGAUACAAGUUUGCUAAACAUCAAGGCAAAAGUGCAAAACAAUCCCGUAAUGAACAGUGAGACAGCCACUUUGAUCCUGCCUCACACGCAAGCGCACAGAAGUGAAGCCAUACAGCCUAAGUUUGCAGAAUGAAUAAUAAGCAAGAGCAAAGACAGGAAAAAGGAGACUGCUACAGACCAGUGCACCACUUCUUUCUUUUGCAUCAGGAGCUUUUCUCAAAGGUCUUGAACAACGCUUAUCCUGGACUUCCUCUCACAUCCUCCUUCCCACAUACCCUACAACAUGAUACUUUCUAUAGUUUGGAUGAGCUACUUGAUGAUGGAAAGUUUCCAAAAUAUCAGGGAUUAGCCUGAGCCAAGGAUGUGAGAGGCAAAGCUAUGAAUUGAUACACAUGCUCUCUAUUUAUUCACAAUAGUUAACUUUAAGCUGUCAUUUAUCCACUGAGCUGGGAAAUCAAGAAUUGCACAGUUAACUGGUUGUAUUACUGUAAAGAUGUUGCAAUGGUCCACAGACUGAUUCUUCUGAGUUAAUUUAUGCUUUAAUUGGAGAAUUCAACAAAUGUCAAUCUUGACAAACUUAAGUUUGUAUCUGAUAUUAAGAUGUCUUCUUUUUAUAUCUCACUCACAAAUAAUUUCCUGCAAUCCUGCUAUUUCAUAUACCCUCAUCAUCUUGUUUUUGAGCCGGAGGCAGGGUAAAACAAAUUUUCUUUUGGAUAAUAUAUUGAUUAAAGAUAGACAUUAGCCUGAUCCGAUGUGUUUAAAUCUUAUGUUGAUUAAGUUAAAAUCAAAUUCUGAAAAGGUAAUUAAUUCAUGAUAUCAGAAAAAUAAAGGAAUUUGGUCCAAUUAAUGUCACCAGAUCCAAAGGUCAAGCACCUCAUUGUCUUGUUCUGUAAAAGCCCUGUUUACUUGACGCACAGCUUCACAGUAGAGAAACACAGUAGAAGCUUAUAUUGGAAACGUCAGAAAUCUGAGUUUGUAGGUAUUGCUCUUAAAAGAUUUAAGUAAUUAAUUGACCAUCAAAUUAUUUGCCAGUUACUCAAUAAAUUCAGAAAUCAUUGGUGUUACUACAGCGUUGUCCAUACGCACUCUGAAGUCCAGCAGUUCACCUGAGUCUGAUAUUGUUCAUCAAUGUCAUUGAAGAGGACUGUUUUGUCCCUACAGGGAUUCCUCCAAAUGUCUCUGUUCAAGUCUGCUGCUGCUCUGGCACACUGCAAUGUGCUUGAUCCUUUGCAAUAAUACUGUAUAUUUCUUUGUACGGUUUGUUCACCCUAUUCCAAAAAACAAAAGCAAAGUUAACAAAUGGCAUGAUGGAGUUUAAAUUUAAGCACUGAAAUCCAUUAAACUCCUCUUUUACUGUGGAAUAGAAAAAAAUAAUGAUUUGCAAUUUGGAUCAUUUGAGUUGUAUUUCCUCAUCAGUCUAAGAAUGUUUUCUUUUAAUUUCUGCAAGUUAUUAUGUAUAAAGCCUAAAAGUUGAUGAAGGUGUGCAGUCAUUUGUACCUAAAAUUUAGAGUUUUGUUAUCAUAUAUGUUGCCAGCCAUUAUAUAUAUAAAAAAAAAAUGUAAUCCAGCUCCCUCAUUUUUUUCACAAGUUGGGGCUUUUUGAGCUUCUCUAUUUGAUAUAUUCAGAAUGCAAAUAUGAUAAAUUACUUACGUCAUCUGUAGGUCUUGAAGGAAUGUGCUUCCUGCAUACUGUAAAAUACAACCAUGUUCCACUGUGAUACACAGACCUGCAGUUUAGGUCUUGCUUUAUAGACAAUGUUAUUGGUUUUGUGUGAUUUGUUUUUAUUUUUUUUUGCCUUCAGCUCUCUAUCUAUGGCCAAUAUGCACUUUCCCUGUCAAUGCUCAACUUUGUAUUAAGGAGCAUGAUGCUAAAAUUCAAUGUCUCUCAAUGACAUUUUUGCCUCAUCUCCUGAGAUGACAAUGAAAAUUAUACUGUUGUUUAUGUAUCACACUACACAUUUGACUUCAAUUUCCUGUGUAAAAUACUCGCUGCUUUCUGUCUCUUUGAUAUCUGGGUGAUGGACCCAUGUUGCAUUUUCUGUCCAUCAUUUUUCAUCUACUUUUCAGGUUUUCUUUGUUCUUUCAUGCUGGGUUUGAUCAUUUAAUUGGGGUUUGUUUUGCUUGAAAAACGCAUAAUUUAUUUACAAUAAAUACUUGUUUUUUCUUUAUUUGGCCCAC